Messenger RNA from Lathyrus oleraceus (garden pea), 623 nucleotides. Its product is annotated as glutamyl-tRNA(Gln) amidotransferase subunit C, chloroplastic/mitochondrial. The record is from RefSeq and is a predicted model, not a curated record. The transcript is spliced from 5 exons. Bases 1 to 414 code for a protein of 137 amino acids. Lineage: Eukaryota; Viridiplantae; Streptophyta; Magnoliopsida; Fabales; Fabaceae. Gene Ontology annotation, biological process: glutaminyl-tRNAGln biosynthesis via transamidation; mitochondrial translation; regulation of translational fidelity. Gene Ontology annotation, cellular component: mitochondrion; chloroplast; glutamyl-tRNA(Gln) amidotransferase complex.
AUGAGUUGUUGCAAAGUGUUACUCAGAGGAACACCAUUAUUAUCAUUAACAUUAUCGAAAUCGAAAUCUAAAAUCCAACACAAGUUGUUACAGUUUCGUAGGUUGUCUUCAAAAACAAACUGUUCCUCUCUUGAACCUCCAAAUGUGUCUCAUUUGGCAAAAACAGCUCAUAUCUCUCUUACCCCAACUGAGGUUGAAGAAUUUGGUCCUAAAAUUCAGCAGGUUAUAGGCUGGUUUGGACAGUUGCAGAGUGUUGAUCUUGAAAGCAUUGAGCCUUCAAUUAGAGCAGAUACCGAAAACAAUCUGCGUGACAAUACUCCUGAGACAUUUGAUCAACGGGACGCCAUCAUUGCUUCGCUUCCGAGCUAUGAGGAGCCUUACAUUAAAGUUCCAAAGGUCCUAAGCGUGGAUUAGAUUCGCUUAGAUGAGUUAUUUUGCUGAAAAGAAAACUCAUGAAGACUGUUGUUUUGUACUUUGAACUUCUUUGUUCUUUAUAUGAACAACUCUUAUUCUGUAUUUUCAUGAUGGAAAUUAGAUCAUGGAUUCUGUAGUUGAACACAUUUUGAAAUUUGUAUCAUAAUAAGUUGAUAAUUACAUAAGGUGUUUGAUAGUGUUUUUGUAUA